Messenger RNA from Gopherus flavomarginatus (Mexican gopher tortoise), 390 nucleotides. RefSeq names its product histone H2A type 2-C-like. The transcript has a single exon. The record is from RefSeq and is a predicted model, not a curated record. Gene Ontology annotation, cellular component: nucleosome. Gene Ontology annotation, molecular function: structural constituent of chromatin; protein heterodimerization activity; DNA binding. Bases 1 to 390 code for a protein of 129 amino acids. NCBI's taxonomy places the organism in Eukaryota, Metazoa, Chordata, Testudines, Testudinidae.
AUGUCAGGCCGAGGCAAGCAGGGAGGGAAAGCGAGGGCCAAGGCAAAGUCUCGCUCCUUGCGGGCUGGGCUGCAGUUACCGGUGGGUCGAGUGCACCGGCUGCUCCGCAAAGGUAAUUAUGCUGAGCUGGUGGGGGCUGGAGCUCUGGUCUAUAUGGCCGCAGUGCUGGAGUAUCUGACCGCUGAGAUUCUCGAGUUAGCCGGCAGCGCUGCUCGGGACAACAAGAAAACCAGGUUCAUCCCUCGUCACCUGCAACUCGCCAUCCAUAAUGACGAGGAGCUCAAUAAACUCCUGGGGAAAGUGACAAUCGCUCAGGGAGGUGUCCUGCCCAGCAUCCAGGCUGUGCUGCUGCCCAAGAAAAUGGAGAGCCACAAGGCCAAGAGCAAGUGA